This is a messenger RNA of Sinocyclocheilus anshuiensis, 1543 nucleotides long. Its product is annotated as aldose reductase-like. Lineage: Eukaryota; Metazoa; Chordata; Actinopteri; Cypriniformes; Cyprinidae. The transcript is spliced from 10 exons. Bases 140 to 1087 code for a protein of 315 amino acids. The record is from RefSeq and is a predicted model, not a curated record. Gene Ontology annotation, molecular function: oxidoreductase activity.
CCAGACCUGACCAAUCGAAUCCACUUACAUAUGGAGCUUCAAAAGAAGAGGCUGCUGCAGAGUGUGAAGGCUGUGAAAGUGUGCAGACUAGCAAGUGUUUUAUAUUAGGUCUAAUAAGUGCUUUAUAUUAAAAGUCACCAUGACAUUUGUAACUCUUAAUAAUGGAGCUAAAAUGCCAAUUUUUGGACUGGGAACAUGGAGGUCUGCUCCAGGUGAGGUCACAGAGGCUGUAAAGGCAGCCAUCCUGGCCAGCUACCGCCACAUUGAUGGGGCCCAUGUGUAUGAAAAUGAGAAUGAAGUUGGGGACGGAGUCAAUGCCAUGAUUAACCAAGGAGUGGUGAAGAGAGAGGAACUAUUCAUAGUCAGCAAGCUGUGGUGCACUUACCAUGAAAAACACUUGGUAAGAGGAGCCUGUGAAAAGACUCUAAGUGACCUAAAACUGGACUACGUUGAUCUCUACCUAAUGCACUUUCCCAUGGGCACUAAGCCUGGAAAGGAGUUUUUCCCAUUCGAUAAGAAUGGCCAAGUAAUUCCAGACAACAGCAACUUUCUAGAAACAUGGGAGGCAAUGGAAGAGUUAGUGGAUGCUGGGUUGGUCAAGGCCAUUGGUGUCUCCAACUUCAACCGGGAUCAGAUUGAGAGAAUCCUCAAUAAACCAGGACUCAAGUACAAACCUGCCAACAAUCAGAUCGAGUGCCAUCCAUAUCUGACUCAGGAGAAGCUGAUUAACUACUGUCAGUCCAAAGGCAUUACAGUCACUGCAUACAGUCCUCUGGGUUCCCCAACCAGACCAUGGGCACAAGCAGGUGAGCCAUCACUGUUGGAGGACCCAAAGAUCAAGGCCAUUGCAGAUGAGCAUGGUAAAACCACAGCACAGGUUCUAAUCCGCUUCCACAUGCAGAGGAAUGUUGUGGUCAUUCCCAAAUCUGUAAACCCUAAGAGAAUCAAAGAGAAUUUCGAGGUCUUUGAUUUUGAACUGAGUAAAGAAGAGAUGAACACCAUACUGAGUUUUAAUAGAAACUGGAGAGCUUUUAUGCUGGAAUGGGCUUCCAAGCAUAAGGAUUAUCCAUUGAAUGCAGAAUACUAAUUAAUCCAGUUUCUAACUGCAAUAUGAAGUAAAUAUGACUUCUGCAUUUCUCAUCAGGGAUAAAUGAUGUCAGUAAUCUGGCAAGAGAUUACAAGAAAGAUAUGAGCAAAACCACAUUAUCAACAUUUAUUCAAGUGUAAUACUGUCAUUUGAGGGACUAAAUGUGGUUAAUUGUAAAGUAAAGGUCAAGUGAGCAGUUCCAAGACACGAGAAACACAUUUAAAAAACGUAAGCCAGAGAGCUGUUUGACACAGAACUUUAUUUGGAUUUUUAAAAGCAUACAUCAAUACAGUAAACAAGAGCUGCUCUUGUGAACUGGAUGUGCUUCUGUUGUCAUUUUAUGAAAUUAAGGAGUGUGUAUUAAUUAAUAUAAAAAAAUAUAUAUUCAAAGGACCAAUACAUUCUCAUGUUAUCUGCCCAAUUGUGCAAAGUGUGUGACAUUGUUCAAAUAAAAAA